Macrosteles quadrilineatus (aster leafhopper) is the source of this 1320-nucleotide messenger RNA. Its product is annotated as golgin subfamily A member 6-like protein 1. Lineage: Eukaryota; Metazoa; Arthropoda; Insecta; Hemiptera; Cicadellidae. The transcript has 4 exons. The coding region runs from base 1 to 1320 and encodes 439 amino acids. The record is from RefSeq and is a predicted model, not a curated record.
AUGGUGGUAUCCAGCUUCCUUACUUCACUCUGGGAUUGUAUUCAGUGUUGUAGUGUCUCAAAACUCCUCUCAAGUGUUGAGAAAACCACAAGAACAUUAGAAAACAGGCCCAUCAAAAACAUGGCGCCAAGAAAAAAACAGUCAGAUAGUGAACGGUUGAAAAAAAAGAGAGAGGCAGAGAAAAAAAGACAAGAAAAAAUCAAACAGGACCCAGAAAGAUUAAGACAACAACAAAUUAAAGAACAUGAAAAAUACCUUAAAAAGUUGCAAAAGGGUCAAAGAAAAUUAAUUGCUGAUCAAAGUGAUCGUGAAAAACGACAAACUAAGAAAAAAUGGAGGGAUGCUACAAACAAAAGUAGACAAAAGAAAAAGCAGAUUGAAGAAGAAGAGCGGAUUUUGAAUGAAAAUUCUCCACCACCAAGUGAACAUGGUUCACCUGGGCCUGCUGAACCACCUAGACCUGACGGAAGAAUAAACUCAGGAAGAAAAAGGAUCAAAAGAAACAAGACAAAAUGCUAUAGGGAACUGCAAGAGUUAAAACUAAAGUAUAAAAAGUCUACAAAAAAGGCAGAAAGAUACAAAAAGCGUUAUCUGCGACUUUUGAAAUCUAAAGACAAGGAAAAAAAUACUGUUUCAACACCAAGAACAAAAAUAUUUGUGGGAUUACAAAGCUCUUCAUGGAAUUUUUCUGAGGCCGGGCACGGCAAGGGUGCUCCGGACGGUGUUGGAGGGUUCAUAAAACGAACUGCCGACAAGUGCAUAGCACAGGGGUCAGAUAUUAUGAACAUAACUGCCCUACUGGCUAUGCUCAAAGAAAAGUGUCGUAAAAUUGUUGUUUGGAGGAUAAACCAGGAAGAGAUCACUUCUAUAGAGCAAAUGAUUGAAGAAGCAGGAGUUCUUUCUACUGUUCCUGGUACAUUUUUGAUACACCAGGUAUCAUGCAGCAAAGAAAAGGUUGACUAUCGCACUAUGACCUGUUGGAAGUGCGAGCCUGGAGUACGAUGUGAGCAUUACAGUCUGGACAUAAAGAAAAAUGAACAACAAUGUGAACAACAGAAUAAACCGAUAGAAAAAGCCUUAGAUGUUGGCGAUUGGGUAGUCGUCACAUAUGACUCGACAAAUUAUCCUGGCGAAAUAGUUAGUGUGCAAGAAGAAGACAUGACCAUAAAUGCCAUGCACCCAAGUGGGCCAGGUGGUUGGAAAUGGCCACCAAAACCAGAUGUUCACACCUACCCAAAGCAAGAUCUUGUGAGAAGAAUUGAUCCUCCAGUGCCCAGUGGAAGCAGGGCUGAUCAGUUUAUUUUUAAGGACUUGAUUUAA